Messenger RNA from Stegodyphus dumicola, 1697 nucleotides. RefSeq lists its product as uncharacterized. Gene Ontology annotation, cellular component: neuron projection membrane. Lineage: Eukaryota; Metazoa; Arthropoda; Arachnida; Araneae; Eresidae. The record is from RefSeq and is a predicted model, not a curated record. Gene Ontology annotation, biological process: synapse organization.
UGCACUUUUUAGUAAAUGUUGUCACUUUAUUACCUUUCAGAGAACAAAGCCAAAAUAAUUGGAGGGCCUACGCUGUAUAUCAACAGUGGAAGUACCAUAAACUUGACAUGUCUAGUUAAUGAGAGUCCUGUACCACCAGAUUACGUCUUCUGGUACCACAACGGUAAAGUGAUCAACUAUGACUCACCCAGAGGCAUCAGCGUCCAUACCGAGAAAGCUCAGCGUACAACCAGUAAACUCUUAAUCAGCAACGCGCAACCGAGUGACUCCGGAAACUACUCCUGCAUACCUUCCAACGCUGAUCCCGCAGCAAUUGGACUUCAUGUACUCAAUGGUGAACAUCCAGCAGCAAUGCAACACGGCAAGCAUACGUCUUCUGGAUCAGGUCUUCCAAAGUCUUGGAAAAUCUUAUUUCAUUUAGUCUUGGACAUUGCUCUUCUUGUGUUUAACAAACGGUGAUAAGUUAAGCCUGAAAUGGCUUAUUUUUUCAUGCAAUAGCGUUACUGAGAAGACUUUAAACAAUAACAACUAAUAAUAAUAAAACUGUUUAUAUGUACACCUUCAUUGCAAACGCAUCCGAGGAAGAAAAGCCCCUGAUGUUACUGCGCCAUCUAUGGACGAAUUAAAGAAUCUUUUGGGGCAAGAAAGUUGUGCACUUUUGUAUAGCGAACGAAUCGAUCCACUACGAAUAAAGCUGAACCUACUGCGCCAUCUAUGGGUUCAAAGUGGAACUAGCCCUAAUGUAAUUUACUUUGUAGUUAAACAAUUAUAUUCUUCUCUUAUUUACAAUCAUGGAGAAGGAAGAAAAUGGAAGCGAAUAUGCAAUUUUAAUGUUCGUUAACCCAAUACUGAAAGAAUAAACUACAUUUUGCUCGUGAAAAUGGAAGUGUUCGCUACAAUAAAGAAACUUUUCUUGCUGACAUAGUAGUUUAUUUUGUAAGUGAGCUUAAUAGCUGGUUUAAAACUCCGAUUAAACAUUUGGAUAAGGGUUUCGGUUUUGCUUCAAGAGAAAUAAAGGUUUUUCAACUACGAAAAGAUUAACAAGGGACGGUGGUAAAGUUUUCAGUUUUAUUUGACGGUGAAUCAUGAUAUUGUGUUUACAUGUGUCGAAUUAAUAAACGUCGUAUUCAAAACGUACAUAACCCCGGUAGACAUCUUUAACUAUAAUAAAUAUUACCUCCUGAAAAUUUUCACACUAUGCAGUCAGUUUGCUGCUUAACUUGGAACACAAUGUAUGGUUUCUUAUUGCAUUUGUUUCGUCAGUUAAUCCCAUGUUAUAUUUUUGUGAUGUUUUAGCGAAAUUAUAUACGAGAGGUAUACAUAUAUAUAUAUAUUACAUGAAUCUUUACGAAAUCCUGCAGAAGACUGAUUGUAAAGAGAAAAAAAUCUUGUAUAUUUAAUAACACUGUGAGAUGUACAUGGAUUCCGGAAGAAAUUUUUUGCACAAUCUUCUCUUGUACUUGAGUUAUGAAUUCGGGUGCUCAUGCAUUGUAAUAAUUUAAAUACCAUUAGAGGGUCCACGGAAAUAUUUUAAUGCAAAUUGGUGUCAUUUACGAAUUACUGUUCAUCUCCCAAAUGAAUGUUACGUUUUUGAGUUCCUAAUGUAAUGUGUUAUUUUUGUUGUACAUCUUUUGAUUGCUGACUUCUGUGUAAAUAUUUCCCAAGAAAUGAGUGAAAUUAAAAUGAUUUUUUUCGCA